CAUGCGAAGCAUUGCAGAAGAGGUUGCAGAAGGUAGGCAAAUUGUGUGUGCCCUUCCAGCAAAGGGGAGCGAACUGGUCAACGAUAAGGAACGCAAGAAAGCAAGGGUUUCAUCCCCGAAAAUUGCGGCUGGAAGUAAGGGGAAGGAGAAGAUGGUUGAUGAUUCUGAAGGAUUGGUUGCUCCUAGAAGAAGGUCUUACAGGAAGAGGACGAACAACGGGGUCAUGAUCUUUGACCAAGAAGACAUACAUAAGGACAGUGAAAGUGAAAACAGUGAUGAUCAUCUCAUAGAGCUCUUGAAAGGGGAUGGAUAUUCUGCUCUAGCUUAUGAAAGCGAAGAAUAUCAGAUCAUAGAGAUUGUUAGUGAUACUAGUGUUAGUGACGACGAGGUUACAGGGUAUUACUAAGCCCGGCUUAUAACUAUUAGUGAAGAUGUAUAGCAGUUGCAUAUUUAGGAGAUUUUUUGGGCACAUACUUUUUGGAACAGAUUGGCAGAUGGUGCAUCUCUAUUAUAUAGCUUAAGUUACUUAGAUUUUGGCUCCUUAGAUUACGGGAAUGAUUAUGUUAAAACUUUCUAGGUUAUUAUGUUUCACCAUCUAUGGAUAUUAUUUUGGAUUGUGUA
Molecule: messenger RNA, 621 nt
Organism: Beta vulgaris subsp. vulgaris (sugar beet)
Lineage: Eukaryota; Viridiplantae; Streptophyta; Magnoliopsida; Caryophyllales; Amaranthaceae
Exons: 2
Coding region: 2-406 (134 amino acids)
Source: RefSeq, a predicted model, not a curated record